Molecule: messenger RNA, 8313 nt
Organism: Danio aesculapii
Lineage: Eukaryota; Metazoa; Chordata; Actinopteri; Cypriniformes; Danionidae
Gene: satb1b
Product: DNA-binding protein SATB1
Exons: 13
Coding region: 695-3184 (829 amino acids)
Biological process (GO): chromatin remodeling; regulation of transcription by RNA polymerase II
Molecular function (GO): DNA-binding transcription factor activity, RNA polymerase II-specific; RNA polymerase II cis-regulatory region sequence-specific DNA binding
Source: RefSeq, a predicted model, not a curated record
CACACACACACAUACACGCACAGAAAGAGAGAGGGAGACAGAAGGGAAACAGAAAGAAAAGGACCGAGCGCGAAUGUUACAAAUGUAACAACAAGCUGAAGAUAGAAUGUAACGCGGGCGCGCGUCAGGAAUGCGCGGAUGCUUUGACGCUUCGUUCGACGUUCGAAAGUGUAUCGCGCACUUUUAAAGCGGCUUUGGAUCCACGUACGGGCUCGAGAUGAGACGGCAGGUCGCCGGGGCUUCGUGCUGUUGUUCUUCGGCUAGAUGAGAGGCGAUCCACGAGCGCUUUCUGUUCCCGUAGGCUCGUAUUGUUGACGCUCGAAUGGGAUGCGUUGGGAACGCUGCCGUUGUAUUGCGCUGGACGCGAUCGUAAACUCCAUUGAACUCUAUAGACUCGCCGGAGAUCGUCGUAUUUCGGUGUGACUGCGUGCAUCGCUGAUAUUUGAAUAGCUCUCAUCUGGUUUUAAAGUACUUAACUGUUCGUGUAUGUGUAUUAUGCGAUGUAAUUAAUGAUAUUAGCGUUAGUGUUGGGGAUCUGGAAGUUUUGCGUGCCUCAGAAUAGAAAUAGCUGUCAUAAAACUGAAAUCCGAGGGAAGUUUGUGCUGCUCCUGGCUAAACUUGAAGUCGCUGUUCAUCCUCAGCUCCUUAUAUGCUUGUCUUAAAGUGGUGACAGUGAGCAGUGGUGCUGAGAACCAUGGAGCAUCUCAGCGAAACAUGCCUGGGGAAGGAGAACUGCGAGAUGGUCAACAGUCUGAACGACAGCAAGGGGCCUCCGGCUAAACUGGCCCGCCUGGAGCAGAACGGGAGCCCACCGGGUCGCUCUCGUUUGGGCAGCACUGGAGCCAAGCUCUCCGGCGUGCCCUUCAAACCCCCUGGACAUCAUCUGAAGGCCUGCCACAAGAGGGGUAACAUGCUGCCGGUGUUUUGUGUGGUGGAGCACUACGAGAGCCCGUUAGAGUUCGACAGCAAAGAGGAACACGCAGAAUUCGUCCUGGUCAGAAAAGACAUGCUCUUCAACCAGCUCAUCGAGAUGGCCUUGCUCUCUCUGGGUUACUCGCACAGUUCAGCCGCGCAGGCUAAAGGUCUGAUUCAGGUGGGCAAGUGGAACCCAGUGCCUCUUUCCUACGUGACGGAUGCGCCAGACGCCACAGUGGCGGACAUGUUACAGGAUGUGUACCAUGUGGUCACGCUGAAAAUCCAGCUACACAGUUGUCCUAAACUGGAAGACCUUCCUCCAGAGCAGUGGACCCACUCUACAGUAAGAAAUGCGCUCAAGGAGUUACUCAAAGACAUGAACCAGAGCUCUCUGGCUAAAGAAUGUCCCUUAUCACAGAGUAUGAUUUCUUCAAUUGUUAACAGCACUUACUAUGCAAACGUGUCUGCGGCCAAGUGUCAAGAGUUCGGACGCUGGUACAAACAUUUCAAGAAGACAAAAGACAUGAUAGUCGUGCGCCAGCCCUCUCAGCUGGAGGGUUACCUAGGGACGUGUGUCCUCCACGACAGUCCACGCGCCACCACGUUAGCUGAGAUGGACGGUCUGUCAGAUCUUUCUCCACCGGGAACCAAUCACCUCAGCUUCAGCCAGCAGCCCAUCCCGGGCAGCACAGCAGAGCAGGCCCCGUCCCCCCUGCCCGUAUCCCACACCAGCCAAGCCCCUGGCCGAGCGCAGCUGCCCGGCCUGCACCCGGGCCUGGUGUCCACCCCCAUCAGCCCUCAACUGGUGAACCAGCAGAUCGUCAUGGCCCAGAUCCUCAACCAGCAGUACGCCGUCAACCGUCUCCUGGCGCAGCAGUCUCUGAGCCAGCAGUAUCUGAACCACCCGCCGGUCAACCGCGCGCUCAACAAACCGCUGGAGGCGCAGGUGUCCUCCAAUGCAGAGGUCUCCGUCGACAUCUACCAGUGGGUGAGAGACGAGCUGAAGAGGGCAGGAAUCUCACAGGCCGUGUUCGCUCGCGUGGCCUUCAACAGGACACAGGGUCUUCUCUCUGAGAUCCUUAGAAAAGAAGAAGACCCCAAAACGGCAUCUCAGUCUCUUCUGGUCAACCUGCGAGCGAUGCAGAACUUCCUGCAGUUACCAGAAGCCGAGCGAGAUCGCAUUUACCAGGAGGAGAGAGAGCGAAGUUUGACCGCAGCCUCGGCCAUGGGUCCCGCGCCGCUUAUUAGCACUCCUCCCUCACGCCCUGUACAGCCCAGAAGAGAGGAGUGUAACAAUGUGAGACCAGAAGACUGGAAUCCCAGAAUUCCAGUGGGCAUCUCUCCUGUAAAACCCAAUCCUCUGAGCAGUGAGUGGAACGGUAAAUCAGAGAGCUGCGUGUUAAACAUCAACUCCUCCAUCUACGACGAGAUCCAGCAGGAGAUGAAGAGGGCCAAAGUGUCCCAGGCCAUGUUCGCCAAGGUCGCCGCUUCCAAAAGCCAGGGCUGGCUGUGUGAGUUGCUGCGCUGGAAAGAGGACCCGUCUCCAGAGAACCGAACGCUCUGGGAAAACCUGUCCAUGAUCCGCCGCUUCCUCAGUUUGUCCCAAGUGGAGCGAGAUGUCAUUUAUGAGCAGGAGAGCAAUGGAGGACAGCAGCAUCACGCAGACAGACCUCCUCACCUGAUGCAUGUGCCCACAGACCCACUGCAGACUCAUCAACAGCCUCCCUCUCAGCUCCAGGUUCCUCUGCCCCUUCCUCACCCAUCCCAGCCUCUCCUAUCCCAGCAGCCGCUUCAACCCCUCCAGCUGCAGCAGCAGCAGACAGAGCCUCGUCUCCCCCCUCGACAGCCCACCACCGCCUCCCCCGCCGAAACAGAGGACGAAACCCGCUGCAAGAGCCGCCAGCCCAACCGCAUCUCCAUGGAGGCCCUGGGAAUCCUGCAGAGCUUCAUCCAGGACGUGGGUCUGUAUCCAGACGAGGAGGCCAUACACACGCUCUCGGCACAGCUGGACCUGCCCAAACACACCAUCAUCAAAUUCUUCCAGAACCAGCGCUUCUAUAUAAACCACGCCAGCAAGCUUAAAGAGUCUACCAUCGGCUUCCCAAACAACAACAACAAGGACGAGGGUCUGACGGAUUUUAAGGAGGCCGAGCUGAUGACCGAGCUGGAAGAAAGCGUGCAGACCAACAACACCAUGUUCUCCAUUAAAAUGGAAGAGCAUCUGGCGCCCGAGACGCACCUUCAGAUUGAGCAGGAGGCUAAAGAGUAACUGGAAAACUCUCUGUUAUAUUCUCUCUUCUUUCUUUCACUCUUGUCUGUGUUUGCAUUGAGUGGAAACUGACUUUUUACACAAGACUGAAUCAGAUGAUGAUGAACUUUCACUUUUUUUGUAAAGCGUGGAUUACUUCACUGUAAAGACUCAUGCAUCAUUUCAAUAAUCUGCACAAUUAAAACAAAAUGUACAAAAAACACACACAAAAAAGGAAUAUUUAAAGGAAUAGUUCAUUAUUGGAUGGAAAUUGUUGUCUAAAAGUGUUAUUUAAAAACCCUGAUUUGUUUGAUGUGAUCAAAAAUAGCAUAAAAAUUGCCAUUUCAUUACUUUUAAAUAGUACUUUUUCAACAUUAAUAUAACAGUAUGAUCAUUUUUGCUAAAACAAUCUUCUUCUCUAAACCGUCUUUCGCAUGAGACGUUAAAUCGAGGUCCUCACUCAUUAAAAAUGGCACUUCUCGUAAAGAGUAGGUAACCCUGGUGUCCUGGCCAAAUUCCCUCCUUCAGUAUGGAGUCAGGGCCAUAUAUACUUGCAAAAUAAAAGUUUUGCAAACAAAAAAUUAAAUAAUGAGCAAAAAAAUGUAUAAAUAAAUGCAAAUCUCCAAAAAUCGCAAAGCAAAAAUGUAUUUUUUUGCUAAAUAAAAAUAAAUGUAGCUAACAAGAAUAAAGAACUGCAAAUAAAAAUCAAGCAGUGCAAAAAUAAAUAAAUAAAUAAAUAAAUAAAUAAAUAAAUAAAUAAAUAAAAUAUUUGCCAUUUAAUUAAUCGUGUUUCACUUUCUGGCCCUGAUUUAACAAGGGGGCGGAGUCAAGGGAACUUGGGCAUUUUACAGGCCCGGAUCUGCCUCCAUUUAAGCGACGUCACCACCUGGAGUCACAGUACUACUGAGGUGGUCUUACAGCCCAGUAGAUCUAGGCCUGCCAUAAUCGCUCAAGAUCCCUUGACUCCGCCCCCCUGUCAAAUCAGGGCCACACAGUGAAACAUCCUAGGAACGUGAAAUGCAAAGUGAAAACAGCAUCGCAAACUCUAAAAAGCUAAUCAAAAUGAGCAUUGCAAUUUAUUGGACAGGUUUUGUAAAGGCAAUGAUAUAAAAAAUGUUUUGCAAAUAUAUAUAGUUGAUUUUUAAUUGUAAGAAUUUUAUUUAUUUUUAUUUUUUUGCACUGCUUGUUUUUAUUUGCAGUUCUUGUUUUGUUUGAAAAUUGGAUUUUUAUUUCUUAAAACUUAAUUUUCCCGUUGUAGUUCUUUAUUUUUGUUAGCAAAUUUUUUUUUUUAUUUCUCAAAAAUAAAUUUUCGCAUUUGCAUUUGUUUAUUUUUUUAUUUUUCUCAAUACUUUAUUAUUUGUUUGCAAAACUUUCUUCUAUUUUGCAAGUAUAUAUGGCCCUAGACUGACUCCAUACAUCAGCCCUUACCCAUCAUGGUUCCCCAAUCAUCCCCAUCCACCAAAUUGUCUCUAUCACUGUCUCUCCACUCCACCUAUAGCUGGUGUGUGGUGAGCGCACUGACGCCGUUGUCCUGUGGCACCAAUUGGAUGCUGCACACUGGUGGUGGUGUGGAGAGACGGCCCUCAUGAUUGCGAAGCGCUUUGGCCAUACACGAUAAAUGCGCUAUAUUAGUACACAUUACAAUUUAAAUGAUAUAUUUUAUUAAUUAAUCCAAUGGACUUGCCAUAAAAUACAAUUAAAAAUACAUUUCAUUAAUUCAUAUCUCUCAAUUUAUUUUUUUAUUUAGUUUAUUCAUUCAUUCAUUUUCUUUUUAGCUUAGUCCCUUUAUUAAUCAGGGGUCGCCACAGCAGAAUGAACCACCAACUUAUCCAGCAUAUGUUUUACACAGUGGAUGCCUUUUAGCCACGUCCCAGUACUGGGAAACACCGAUACAAACUAAUUCACACACAUACACUACGGACAAUUUAGUUUAUUCAGUUCACCUAUAGCGCAUGUGUUUGGACUGUGGGGGAAACCGGAGCACCUGGAGGAAACCCACGCCAACACGGGGAAAACAUGCAAACUUCACACAGAAAUGCCAACUGGCCCAGCUGGGACUCAAACCAGCGACCUUCUUGCUGUGAGACGACAGUGCUAUUCACAUGCUGUAUUUUUGGAGUCACCUUGCUACCAAAAAUACAACAUGUCAUUUAUAAAUCUUUCUCAUUUAAUUUAAUUAUAUUUUAUUUUUAAAUCUAAUGGACUUGCCAUGAAUACAAUUUAAACAGUAAAUAUAUUUUCAUGCAUUAAUUUAUUUUAUUUUAACUGUAAAUUUAUUUUAAAGACAUAUUAAACAACUAUUUAUCUCUCUGUUAUUUUAUUAUUUACAUUUUAUUUAAUGUUAUUUUAUACAUAAUGGAAUUGCUGUAAAUACAGCUAAAAAUAUUACAUUUAUGUAUAAACGUCACUUUUUAUAUUAUAUUACUGUCACUUUAUUGUCAUAUUACUGUCAUAUUAAACAUAAAUAUAACUAAAAAGACAUCUUUUCAUCCGUUCACCUUACUCACUUUAUUCAAUUUUACACCUGACAGACUCAAUAGAUCAAAUUAUUCAUGUUAAAUUGACAUCCCUGCAAAAACUUCAAAAUAAAAGUCUCUGAAUUUGAAUUCCAUAACCAAAGUCAUACAUCAUUGAAUAAAUAAUUUUAUAUAGUGUCAUAAGUCAUUCAUUCAUUUUCUUUUCGGCUUAGUCCCUUUUAUUAAUCACCACAGCGAAAUGAACCGCCAAUUUAUGCAGCAUAUGUUUUACGCAGUAGAUGCCCUUCCAGCCGCAACCCAACACUGGGAAACACCCAUACACUCUUGCAUUCACACACAUACACUACGGACAACGUAAUUUAUUCAAUUCACCUAUAGCGCAUGCGUUUGGACUAUGGGGGAAACCGGAGCACCCGGAGCAAACCCACGCGAACACGGAGAACAUGCAAACUCCACACAGAAAUGCCAACUGACCUAGCUGGGGCUCGAAUCAGUGACCUUCUUGCUGUGAGGCGAUUGUGCUACCCACUGCACCACCGUGACGCCCAUUUACUGUCAUAUUAAACGUAAAUAUAACUAAAAAUCACUGUUCAUCCAUUCACCUUACUCACUUUAUUCGUUUUUACACCCAAUAGACUCAAUAGAUCAAAUGAUUCAUGUUAAAUUGACAUCCCUGCAAAAACCUCAAAAUAAAAGACUCUAAAUUUGAAUACCAGAAUCAUACAUCAUUAAAUAAAUACUUUUAUAUCAUGUUAAACGUAUAAUUCUGACAAAAUUCUGACAGAUUUUCCCCAUAUGCAUGAACUAUUCCUUUAAGUCAACAGUAUGUUGCUGUGGAUAUUUGCCGACUGCACUCGUUGUCUGUUGUUUUUACACUGAUUUUGAGCUACUGAUUUAAAAAAAAAAGAAAAAAAAAGGAAAGUCAAUGGAGUUUGAUAGACUUUGAUGUUUACGUAUGUGAUGUUAACUGGAUUUUUACAACAAAAAAAAAGGAAAAGGAAAAAAUAUGCAUGAAUUUGGAGAUGAGGGGUAGACAAAGGCCUUAAUGAUGAGGUACUGAGUCGAGCACUGCUGGCUAAUGAGUUAUUCUCUUGGAAAUAAAACGAUCGCUCAGUCUCUGGAUCCCUCUGACCUGCAGGGAAACCGGGGAAAGUCUUAUGAUUUAGUUUGAAGAAAUAUAAAUAUAUAUAUAUGAAUAUAGACAUAUAUUAACUGUAAAAUAAAAAAUAUACAGUCUUAAAGAAACUAUGCCAACAAAUGCCUUGUACUAUAUGGCACUGCCGAUGUUAGAUUAUUUUGCAAAACUUUGGUCACUGUAAAAUCCUGAAUUUCCACAAAUGUUUCAAAUGUGAAUCACAACCUUCGUUCGUGUCCCGCAUUAUUUAUUUUCAGCGUUCUGAUGUAAUUACGUUCUUUCCCCCGGAGAAUCUCCGGUCACUCUUUUAGUUUUAUUCGUUUUGCUCAUCUUUAUUUCUAUUUAUAAAUGUGAUUUCGAUGGGCAGUAAAAUCAGAAGUGUCUUAACGUUUUAAAUGGAGAAAUGUGCUUUAAAAGUUGCCUAAAAAAAAAAGAAAAAGUGCUGUAUGUCAAGCAACUCAUGCUACGAGCUUCACGAUUAAUGUUGUAUGCAAUUUUUACUAUCAUGCAAAUAAGCUUAGGUAAACGACUAACCUAUAGACCACUUUAGAGAGAGAGAGAAAAAAACAAAAACAUAUGCAAUUUGUGUGAAAAUCGAUGUUUGCAAUGUGUCUUCCUUUUGGUUAUCGAUCCAAUUCAAAGCUAUUCCUUGUAUAAAUAUGAUGUAUAAAAAAGUGGUUCUUUUUUUAUGAGUUUAUUGCAAUGAGAACACCAGUUAUUUUGUUACGACUGACUGUUUUAUAAGUGUUUCUCCGUUUCUUUAUGCAGAAAAAAAACAAUGUUCUAACUAGGAGUGGUUGCUGAUUGUUAAUGACACGAUUAAACUGUUUGUAUUGUACUACGGUAUCCUUUUGCGUUCAUGUGCAUUAAAGAAAUAUCCACAGCGCAGGACGAGGCAGUCGAGCGCUCCUUCUGCGAGGAAUAACCUCCUGGGUGGAUGAAGUCGUAUUAGUGGCGUGUUUAAGGGUAAAUAGACGGCAGGUGUUAAGGCCCUGUUAAUGAGUUGAUCUGCGGGGAUUGGAGGUGUAAAGCUGUGAAGGUGCUUUAACUUGGCGAUGAACUCCAGGUGAAGCUCGGAGAUGCGUAUGGAAAUCUGCUUCACCCAUAUGGAGAGAAAUCAUCAGUGACCUCUGUGAGCAUCCAAUGCUUUUCCUAAUAUUGCAAGGCGAAAAUUGGCCUUUUUCUGACUUCAGGAUGAGGGUAAGUUCUCGAAACAGACCUGUUUGGCUUUUAUUAUAAAUAAUGCCUUUGUUUUGGCAAUCUUUGUGUAUAUACGUGUGGCAGGGGAUGAAGUGUGUAUAUUACUGUAAUAUAUGAAAUACGGGGAAAUUCACAUUUUUGCUAAUUGUUUGCUGAACAAAGCACAAUUGUUUGUUGUCGAACUGACAGCAGGUUGUUAUUAUUGCAAGUGGGGGAAAUGAAUUGGUAACUUUUUCUUUUCUUUCUUUUAAAUAUGUGAAGUUAAAUAUUUUAAAUGUGUACACUAGCAGGUAUUAAAUUUCAUGACAAUGUUAAAUAAAAUUCCUUAUACCACAGAA